AUGGCAGCCCCUCCGAGAAAGAAAUCCGGGAUCACGCUCAGCGUCCUGCCUUUGUGGCUGAUGGGCGCCCCAGACUGGCCCGCCGGUCAGCUCUACCUCUCGGUCAGCCUCUUCCUGGCAGAGAUGGUGGCCGGCCGAGUGACGGCCUCUCUGCUCCUGCAGGUUUGCGCCUUCCACACCCUGGAAGGCACGCUGGCCCUGGCGGUGAGCUUGCUGGAUGCCCGGCUCCCCGCUGGCAGCCACCCCACCUGGAAGAACACCUUUGGAUGGGCGCGAGCCCCGAUCGUGGGCACCCUGGUGAGCGCCGUGUUCCUGAGCGCGCUGUGCGUGGCUCUGCUGGCCGAGGCCCUUCGCAGGAUCGCAGAACCGAGGCUCCCGGAGCACCCGCUGGCGCUGAUGGGAAUCGGGGCCCUGGCUAUCCCCAUCCACCUGGCUAGAGAAGGUUUGCCCCGGAAACACCCCCCAAAGCUGGACAUAGGGCCCUGCUGUAACAAAAGAAGCCUCCCGCAAGGGAGAAAGCAGGAAAAGGAAGAUCUUCUGGGCAACGGAUCCUCGAGCCACAAACCACCGUGGCUGGAAGAACGUAGGGAAGGACCGUGGCAGACUCUUUAUCUUAGAUGGAUGGUGGCUUGUUUUGGACCUGUGGCAGUUUUCCUGUAUUCUCUCACUGUCCACCUGUUGUGGACUCCGUGCCUGGGGCAGGCAGUGUGUCUUGAUCACUGCUUCAGGAACCCGUGCCGGCCCUGGGAAACGCCCGAUGUUCUGCCACAACUGUCAGUCGCUUGUUGGCCACUGUACGUGGACCCCGGGCUCGCUGUGGUGGCCGCGGUGGCCCUCCUGUGCUUGGUCUGGCCCACGCUGAGGGCUUCCGCCCUCGUGCUCCUGCAAGCCGCGCCAGAGGGGCUGGAUCUGUGGCUUCUGGAGCAACGCCUGCGUGCCACGGAGGGGGUGGCCACCGUGCGGGAGCUCCACGUCUGGCAGCUGGAUGGCCACCGCAGUUCGGUGGCCACGGCCCACGUGGACUGCCUGGACGUGGCCGUUUACGAGCCGGUCGUCCGGAGAGUCAAGCGAGUGUUCUGUGAACACGGCAUCCACGUGGUCACGGUGGAGCCACACCCGGGGAGGCGCCCAAACGAGGGACACCGGCAAGGACCCCGUGAGAGGCAGCUGGGGCCAGCUCCCACCGAGUUGCUGGAGUUCGAGACCAGUGUGUGA
Messenger RNA from Python bivittatus (Burmese python), 1215 nucleotides. Its product is annotated as proton-coupled zinc antiporter SLC30A1-like. Gene Ontology annotation, biological process: zinc ion transmembrane transport; intracellular zinc ion homeostasis; detoxification of zinc ion. The record is from RefSeq and is a predicted model, not a curated record. Gene Ontology annotation, cellular component: Golgi apparatus; membrane; endoplasmic reticulum. Lineage: Eukaryota; Metazoa; Chordata; Lepidosauria; Squamata; Pythonidae. Gene Ontology annotation, molecular function: zinc ion transmembrane transporter activity; calcium channel inhibitor activity.